ACAAUACCCUCCUGAACAACAACAACAAUACCUUCCUGGACAACAUCAACAAUACUCUCCUGAACAACAACAACAAUUCAUCCAUAACAACUCCCUAUACAGAAUUAAGAUGGAAGGAAACCCUCGGCCUAGAAGCAACACAAGCUCUGCUUGGAACUAUUUUAUCAGAUACGGUCAGGGGUCUGCCCGCUGUUCACAUUGUGGUGUAGAGGUAGCUGUACCCAGUGGAUCCACUACUGGCAUGUUUUCUCAUCUUCAGAAACACCAUCCAACUUUGUACAAGGAGUCAAAACUUCGACAGAUGGAUAAAAUGGAAUUAGGAUCAAGAUAUUUUUCUCCGCCCUUUUCCCAGAAACCUGGCCCUCUGAGCACACCUGAAAGGUACUGUUGGGCCCCUGAGCUCCCUGAGUUCCCUGGCCCCCUGGAAGAGCCUGAGUUAGGUCUUGAAACUGAUCUUGUUCUCAUCAAAGCUACAGAUGCAUUUCACCUUUCGAAGACUAUUUACCCUGGGCUAGUUGAGAGGUUCGGACGAUUCCCGAAUUACAAGAUACAACCUGAAAUCGUCCCGGACUAUGAUUUAAUCAUACAUUGCUCAGAUGGACGAGUUCCAGCAAAUAAGUUACUUCUGGGAGGAGCAAGUCUGUUUGUUAGAUCUUUGUUAACUUGGAGAGAUCUGGAUCAUAUUUACUUUCCAGAUUUCAAGGUUGCAGUUGUACAUAGCUUGUUGGAGUAUUUGUACACUGGUACAACAAAAUUAACCCAAGAUGCAGUUCAGAUGGCGGAGUUAUUAGGCAUAAAAUUGGAAACUGUAAAUGAAACUGCAGAAAAGGAAGAGGAUUUUAUAGAACCAUACGAGCUUCAAAUAAAAACAGAAUGCGAGGAUGAUGAUGAUGAUGAGGAUGAUAAUGUGGAGGAGGAGGAGGAUUCUCUGGAGCUGGUUGGUCUCCCUGAAAUAGAAGAACCUACUCAAACCCAGGGUGCCGAGCGAUACUUUGACGUUAACUCUCUUCUUAAAAAACGGAAAUACGACGAGAAAGAAAAAGAAUUAGAGAGAAAGGCCCUGGAACUAAAAGAGAAGAUAUUUGCCGAGUGUUCUCGUCUGAGUGCGGUUAGAACAGGUCGCAAACCUUCCAGAUUACCGUCAAAAAUCUGGAAUUGGUUUAUCAAAACACCGACUACGUUAACAUGUAGGGUAUGUGGAGGAGAGCUGAGAAACUGUGGUAAUACAACAAAUGCUGCGUGUCAUCUUAGGAAACAUCCGAAAGAAUUUCAAGAGUUCCGACGAGAAUGCGAAACGGCUGAAAUGGAACGAUUUAUUCCGCUGCAGAGUGCGAUGGAGAAAGAGCGAUUUAACUGUUUAGUUUCUGGAUCUAGCACAAGUCCUCGGAAAUCCUCGAAUAGUCCAUCAAAAACCUACAAUAGUCCUCCAACUUCCCUUAAUACUAGUCCCCCAAACCAACUAUUAAACGAAAGAUCGAGUAAAAAAGUGAAAUUGGAACCUCUGAUAAAUGUUCAAAUAAAGGUUGAAGCAUCACCUUAAUUCUUAAAACAUAUGUGCUGUUACAAUAUUUAAUUUAAAAUUAAAUCUUAUUAAGUGAUAAAUAUACAUAGAUUGAAAU
Messenger RNA from Eurytemora carolleeae, 1619 nucleotides. RefSeq lists its product as uncharacterized. Gene Ontology annotation, molecular function: DNA binding; protein binding. The record is from RefSeq and is a predicted model, not a curated record. Lineage: Eukaryota; Metazoa; Arthropoda; Copepoda; Calanoida; Temoridae. The transcript has 17 exons. The coding region runs from base 110 to 1540 and encodes 476 amino acids.